This is a messenger RNA of Rattus rattus (black rat), 3218 nucleotides long. RefSeq names its product F-box protein 34 (gene Fbxo34). The coding region runs from base 519 to 2597 and encodes 692 amino acids. Gene Ontology annotation, molecular function: protein binding. Lineage: Eukaryota; Metazoa; Chordata; Mammalia; Rodentia; Muridae. The record is from RefSeq and is a predicted model, not a curated record. The transcript is spliced from 3 exons.
UCUAAGUAAAAUAAAGCAGACAAAAGGAAGUAACCAGGCAUGGCCUUAGCGUUUCUCCACUGGUGAAUUUUAGGGCAUGAAUGUUGGAAGUAAAAGAGUCUUGAGACAUUUGCUUGUCGGAGCUGAUGGGAACCUUUGCUUUCUCCUCAGUGACUGGUCAGAAAGGAUUGCACUUGUCGGGAAUACCUGGUUGUCCUCCCAGAUUAUCCCCAGAUGUCUCAACGACAGACUUCCCAGUCAUGGCAGGAGGAAUGGCCACAGUAGGCACACAGAUGUUCUCUUGAGGUUGCUUCCAGCAUUUCAUGCCUGAGACCUGACUGAGCCCAGCGGGAAGCAGCUUCCUGGCACGGGAGCUGCACGUUUCUGAGAACUUGAGCUCACUGCCGCCUCCUCCCCUUGUGCGGAUCUGACCAGCCACCUCGCUGCCAUCCACCGAGAGGAACCGUUCUUCAUGCAGUUGUUGAAGCCAUAAACUCGAGGAUCCUUGAUGCUUCUCCACCUUCUAACUGGCAUCUGUUAUGCACCUUAAGCCAUACUGGAAGCUCCAGAAGAAAGAGCGCCCUCUUGAAAUCGGCAGGGACACACUGAGGCGGCCUGUGAACCACGGAAACACGGACAGUGAUGCGAAGGGCAGAGCCAACUGCAUGAAACCCACCUCCUUCCCUCCCGCCUCUCCUGUCAAAGCAUCGUCUAGAAAGCCUUUCGGGAUCCUUUCUCCAAAUGUUCUGUGCAGCAUGAGUGGGAAGAGCCCCGUGGAGAACAGCUUGAAUGUUAAAGCCACAAGGAAUGCGCCGUCUGCAGCCGUGCACCAGACUGAAGAAGGCCUGCCGGGGAGCUGGGCUAUUGUCAAACCUGGAAACACCAAGGAGAAAAUUGCGUUCUUUGCAGCCCACCAGUGCAGCAAUAGGAUAGGCUCUAUGAAAAUAAAAAGCUCCUGGGAUAUCGAUGGGAGAGCCACUAAACGAAGGAAAAAAUCAGGGGAACUUAAGAAAGCCAAGCUACAGCUAGAAAUGAUGAGGGAGAUCAACAGCCAGUGCUACCAGUCGGAGCCGUUUGCCUGUGGCGUCGAGCACUGUUCUGUGCAUUACAUGAGUGACAGUGGGGACGGUGUCUAUGCUGCGAGGCCUCUGUCAGUGAUACAGAUGGUUGCCUUCCUCGAGCAGAGAGCCACUGCUCUGCUAGCUAGCUGCACAAAAAACUGCACAAAUUCACCUGCCAUUGUGAAGAUUUCUGGCCAGUCUCGAGGUAUGCCACCUGCACCUGAGCCCUUCUCUGCUCCAGACACUUGUGAAGAACCCAAGGAAAGAGAAAAUCCUGAGACUGGCAGAUCCCAGAGUGAGCCGGUCCGUGUCCUUGACAUGGUAGCCAGGUUGGAGUCCGAGUGCCUGAAGCACCAGGGCCAGCGGGAACCUGGGAGCUUGUCACGGAAUAACAGCUUCCGUCGGAAUGUAGGCAGGGUGUUGCUCACAAACGGCUCUCAGGCCAGCGACAAAAACAGAGAGGGCUCUGCAGACACACCCGGCACUCAGGUGCACCCCUUGCAGCUGGUAUCUGUGGGUGAAGGACCCCCUGCAACUGACCGUUCUGCAGGGGAGCAGGCCUGGGAUGGCACUUCUCAGGGCUGUCCCCCAUUGCCGGCUGAUGUGAGCUUCCACACGGACAGCACCGAAUCAGAGCCGGCUCAGCAAACAGCUGUGAAACGCUGCAGCCGCGAUGAUGUAGAAAUGGCAGAGGAAUUUGAUGAGUUGCCUACAGAUGCUGUCAGCUGUAGAGAGCUUGGAACACUCACAAGCCACAGUCCUGAGCAGAGACAAGAACCUCUGUGCGUUAGCAUCGCUGUGUGCACAGUGGAGAAAGCCCAGCCACCUGCGCUAGACCCCCUUGAAGAGCCUCUUCCUGGGAUGCUGUUCUUUCUGUCACCUGGGCAGGACCAGCAGGCGCACCCCCAGUUGAGUGAACACCCGGCGACAGAGGCGACAGAGGCCAGCCAGCCUCCAGAUGCUGCUGAGGGCAGCAGUGCCCGUGAGGAGAAAGAAGCCUCUCUGGAGCCGCUGGUCCCAGCAGCCUCUGGGGAAGGACGCACCUCGCAGGGACUUGAGGCAGCCGCGUGUAAGAAGCAGGUGUCUCAGGACUUCCUGGAGACCAGGUUUAAAAUCCAGCAACUUCUGGAACCUCAGCAGUACAUGGCAUGCCUGCCUCACCACAUCAUGGUGAAAAUCUUCAGGUUACUCCCGACCCUGAGCUUAGCAAUCCUUAAAUGUACCUGCCGCUACUUCAAGUCCAUCAUUGAAUACUACAACAUCAGGCCAGCGGACUCUCGGUGGGUCCGAGACCCACGCUAUAGAGAAGACCCUUGCAAGCAGUGCAAGAAAAAGUAUGUGAAAGGGGACGUGUCCCUGUGCCGGUGGCACCCCAAACCCUACUGCCAGGCAUUGCCGUAUGGGCCUGGGUACUGGAUGUGCUGCCACCAGUCUCAGAAGGGCUUUCCGGGCUGUAAGUUAGGCCUUCAUGACAAUCACUGGUUACCCGCCUGCCACAGCUUUAAUCGGGCAAUCCAUAAGAAAUCAAGAGGGAGUGAAACGGAAGAAGAGUGCUGAAGGCCCGCCUUGAGGGGUGCGACCUCACCCGGCCCUUCUGGAUCUCUGCUCAGAUCUGACUGCCACUGCUCAGGCAUUUUAAACUGUUUCCCAGCUAUACAGGAGAUUAGCUCCAUGACUGUAUGGUGGCGCCUCACUUUAACCUAUCCAGCUGUGGAGGACUCCUGCCUGCUUCCCUCCUUCCGGGACGUUCAGACGUCACCAGGCGGUCUCCACCAGGGGACCCUGUAUCUGGAGUGAGUGGGAAGGAAAGCAAACCUUUGAGAAUUUAUGCCUCAGAAAAGAAAGAGCAGGCACCUUACCCUGGCCCUCGUGUGCUUGUUCCUGUGAGAAUGGUGAUGGAGACGGGUAUGCCCUGUGCUGUUUACAGUGUACAUAAUGGGUGUCUGCACAGGGCUGUGACGUGCACAUUAAACCAGAGCGCCUUUACCUGUAGAUGAGUGCUUUGCCCUCUGUAAAUAACGUGAUUAAAAUUCAGUAUUGUAUAUUAUGAACGGCUGACUAAGCAUAAUCACCACAGAAUAAGACUAUCAUAUAAUAGAUUAAAAUGUUGUGCAUCCUUUUGUCUGGUUAAAUUUUUUUAAAAAAAAACUUCAAUAAAAAAUAAACAUUUUAAAUGUG